CAGUCUAGGGGGCAUAUAAUAUAUGUUGCAUGUUGAAAUAUUCUGGCUAUCAAGAGAAAAAUUCAAGAGCAUUUGAAAUAAACGAGGUGAAUGAGUUAUUGAAGAGGGAUAACCGGUAUUUUCCACCAUAAGGAGGGCACGUGACAUAUAACAGGAGGAGAAUCGAAUCACUUUAAACCGGCCAUAGGCUGGUUAUGUGAAAAUGUUUCGAUGGCAAUGUUGAAUUAAAAACAAGAUGGUCACAUAAAUCAAUACGACUGUCGAAAAAACGGGCAGGGAUGCUAAAACCAUCAUCCCUGAGAAACAUGAAGUCAUCACAAUGUACAUGUAUCUUUUCUGAUGUCAAUGUCGUAUGCCUCCAAAAAUGAUAGGGUAUCAUCAAUUUGGAAAAGCUCAGAACAUUAUUUAUGGAAUGUAGAAGACAUACUUGGGCGUGGGGCCACAGCUGUGGUACACAAGGCUGUUAGAAAGGAUAAUGGAGAAGGCUGUGCUGUUAAGGUAUUCCAUGAUCGUGUCUCGUUUCAUCAUUCAUCGGUACCGAGAAGGGAGUUGGAUAUUGUUACAAGUCUAAAUCAUAAAAAUGUCAUCCGCAUCUUUGGAAUUGAUGUUGAUUCUGCUGGGAAUCAUGUGUUGGGUAUGGAGUACUGCCGCGCUGGCAGUGUCUACACACAGCUUGAUAAACCAGAAAAUGCAUUUGGGUUUCCUGAAGAGGAGUUUCAGCGAGUCCUUCAUGACAUCGCCCAUGGCAUGCAUUAUCUCAAACGAAACGGAAUCAUUCACAGAGACAUCAAACCAGGAAACAUCAUGAAAUUCAUUGAUGAAGAUGGCAGUUCGAUCUACAAGCUGACAGAUUUUGGGGCUGCUAAGAAGGUUGAUGAGGAGGAAGAGUUCACAUCAAUCUAUGGAACAGAGGAAUAUCUAGAUCCAGACAUGUACAAUCAGGCAGUGCUGAGACGACAGUUCAAAGAUCACGGACAGACCUUCACCGGUAAUGUCGAUAUCUGGAGCUUGGGUGUGACGUUGUACCAUGUAGCCACGGGACGCCUUCCCUUCAUGCCACACGGUGGCCGAUCCAACUCACACACAAUGCAUCGCAUCACAAAAGAGAAGGAACAAGGGGUCAUAUCAGGUAUUCAGCGCACAGCUGAUGGUCCGAUUGAGUACUCCAGACAACUCCCAAAAACCUGUGUCUUAUCGCCAUGUUUGAAAAACCUGAUAGUGCCAGUGUUGGCAGGCUUGAUGGAGAGUACAUUGUCAGUCCGCUGGUCCUUCGAUCGUUUCUUUGAUGCUGUCAACAACAUACUAAACAUGAAGGUCAUCAAGAUGUUUGAAUGUAACUCCGGAUGUAACCUGCGGAUUUAUGUCGGAAAAAGUGACAGAUAUGCCAGUUUUCAAGAAGUGCUAGCCAGAGAAACGGACAUUCCAGCAGUGGAACAAUUGAUCCUCUACGACAACAGAGAACUGAGUGAAAUCGUCGUACAAACGAUGGAGAUCCAGGAAUACCCAAAGAGGAUCCUGACUGGACAACUCUUCCUCUACAGUCGUGAGAGAGUCGACAGACAGAAGCUAGCUCUCCCUGAAAUACCAUCUUUCCCAACCAUGCCUGAACACAUGGCGAUAGACAAGGACUCGCACUACCUCCAUAAGAUCUGUGCUAUCGCAUGCCUCAUCAGUAAAUCAAUAUCCAACAUCAUCCAACAGCAAGAACUCAUGGAGCAGGCCGAGACCCAUCUGAGGGAUUUCAUUUUCCAAAUCAUCAAACGAAUCAACAGUUGCGUUCCUGACAUGUCAGAACACCUGAUGGAAAAUGAUAUGCAUCAGAAAACAUUCUUUGCCAGUUAUUCAUGCUUGAACGAACUCGUACAAGUGAUAGAACAGAACCACAGCCAAGGAACCACGCUCAAACGAGCCAAAGUCAAACUGAGACAAAUACUAAACGACGAAUCACCAAAAGAAGUUUUACAAAAGGCAAUGAACCGUUGCAAUGAAGUCAAAGUCUACAUGGAAGUACUUGUAGAAAAGAUGAACGAGCAUGAGCGAGAUGCCAUGUUCAGCUAUGCCAGAUGCUCUGAGGACGAUCAUUGUGUACAGAAGAGCAGUUACUUAGUGACACUCCUGACAGAGAUCUGGACUAUGUUUACAAAACACAGAAAACAAAGGACUCUGUUAACGGAGGAAGAAUUCAUACACAACACUCAGAAAUUGAAAUCGCAAGAAUAUUCAGCGAGACUCCUAUCCAUCCUGGAAGGCCAUUGUCGUAUCAAUGUCAUACAGACGUACGACGUCACCACCAAGCAGAUCAGCUUACUCCUGAAAAACCUACAGAGGACAAAGAAAGUCGAUCAGAACAUCCGCAGUGUGAAGGACUGUCGUGUGAAGCUGAGUGAAAGAAUAGGCAAGAUGGAAAUUGAAUGCAAGAAGAUAGCUGACGAAGCCAUAGAAAUGACGCAGUGGUGCCUUAGAACCACUGCUCAAGGUGCAACAGCUAUGCCCUUGCUUCCAUAUGAAACCUUGUCUACUGCCACUCCGUUCAGUUCCUUCAGCAUGGAGAGAGUGUCUCUCAGCAUGAAGUCACUGAUCGACAGCAGGAGGGAGAUUAAUGAUCUUAUGGCACAAAGCAACUCCAGAUUGGAAGAAUCUAGUCACCUGAUGAAAUCACUGAUACACCCGAAGAAAGCUGGACAACAUGAAGAUCCUGGUCCAUCUGAAAUGGGAACGUCUGACUUGAAAAAAGUCACAUUUCAGCCAAGCAUCCAAGCCACAUCUGGUGACUAUGAACACUAAGUCAUAGCUGAGACGUUACCUGGUGGGAACUUCUGUACACAACAUUGGGAUUCGUAAUCAUGGUAACGCAGAUGCUAAUGGUCACCAGAUUAAUGGCUGGUGCAGUUUAAUCUGGACAGCGGAUUGGUCAAAGAUCAGAAUCUCUCGUCAUUUCUUCAUUAUCCCGGUUCUACUGGUAAUUCACUGCAUCCAAAUAUACAAUUCAGUGCUUACUACAUUCAAAUAGCACAGAUUUGAAACCAUUUAGGGUCAUAGAACAUACAAUGAUCUUGGUGAUGAAGUAUUCUUGUUCAAAGCUUCUGUGACAAAAUGACUUAAGUUUUAAUUAGUUUGAAUUAUCAAGAACACAAACAUGCAUUCAACAUAAUAUUGCCUCAUUUUGAUCAUGAAAUUCAAUAUCUAUCAAAUCUGACCUAAAUUAAGUGGUAAAGUAAAAGUUCCAUCAAAGCUUGCCUAGAUUAAUGGUGAAGUGCAUUAUCUAUUAAAUUUGACUCAGUUUUAAUGGUGAUGUAUGUUUUCCAUCAAAGUUGACAUUAUUCAGUUGAUGAAUAACGGUCUAGGUACAUAUUGGAAAUGCCUGUUCUUUUAAACUGGCAGGAACAAUCUAAAGAAACAAUCCUUAAAUCAAUAAAAUCGUAAGAACUAGUUAAAUUCAUGAAUAUUGUGCAAUAUAAAAAAGCAAAAUCAUUAUUCUGAUUUUGGUAAAGGAAUGCUUGUGAGGAAAUCUCCCUACCAAAUAACUCAUUCACCCCUGAAGACACAUUUUAACUUUUCCAAUCUGAGAUUGCAAUAGUUUAUUAUUAAAUUUCAUGGGUGAAUGAGUUAAUCUCCCUACCAAUGGGAGAGAAAUCUCCCUAAUACAUGUUCUAAAGUCAUAAUAGGUGUGCACAAUAAAUAUUUUAUAGGAUUUGUAGCAUCAGACUUUUAUCAUAGGAAGGUAGUAUAUUUCUUUAAACAGUGGGAGCACGGGUUCAAUGUUAAGAUUCAGAUAAAUCGGUAAUGUUGUACAGAAAUUCAUAACGCAUUGUCAGGAAGCAAAGGGUGCCACGAUAGGUAGUAGACGUUAUUGUAAGGAUUUUAUGAUAUACCAACUUAAUUAAUCAUCUUAAUAUGGCUUCUUAUUUUGUUCUAAAGUGUUGUAACAAAUUUUAUCUUACAUCAUUUUGUAUAUAAGUUUUAACAAAAACAUUUUUGAUUUUAUUAAUUUAAUUGAUUGAUAUUGUUAUCAUUUCUGAAUUGUUGGCUGAGCAAGUAAAUGUACUUUUAUGUUGUAAAGUGAUACAGGUAGUGUAGAACAGCGGUUUGAUUGUGGCGAAGGACUUCAAUAUAUCCACACUAGAUCCUUCCUUUACCAGGCAUGCUAGCUGAUAACUGCAUGAUUGAGAUGUCAGCUGCCUGUAACAACUCGAAAUAUACAUCCACCCAAUCUCCUCCCAACCUGAUCUCCCCCCCGCCCAAAUUUAACGCCUUACCCCUAUCCCUGACAGUCCCCAAAUGUCCUCCUACAUUAACCCCUUGUCCCUAGUGAUCCCCAAACCCCUCCCAUGUUUACCCUUGUCCCUUCUCAAAACAGCCCACAGACCCCUCCCAUGUUUACCCUUGUCCCUUCUCAAAACAGCCCACAGACCCCUCCCAUGUUUACCCUUGUCCCUUCUCAAAACAGCCCACAGACCCCUCCCAUGUUAAUUUACAUAAUUUUAAUUAUUUGAAAUGCAUGCAAAUUAAACAUUUUAUCAUAAGCAAUGUUUUGCUUUGAUACAUUGAUUGAACUCAGGUUUUCUGCUUGUGCUUAUUGACUUUGAAGUAUGUGUAUAAAUAGCUACCAAGGUGUUUGAAAUUUCUUUCUUAUAUGACCCUAAGUAAAGGACCGUUUUUUAGGCAAUGUCCCUGGUGAAACUUUUGAAUAAAGUUGUAAACAAGGCCUACUUAGAGCUCCUUGCUACAUAUUUGUGAUUGAUAUUGAUAUACUUAUGUUUAUUGUACCAUGAAUCAGGUUUUCUGACAUACUUGUACAAAUAGAUACCUAAUUAUUUGAAUUUUCUCUUUAACCCAUUCACCUCUUAAGUCACAUUUGACCUUUCCAAAUCAAAAACUGGGCAAGACACAUUUUAAUAUGUAGGGGGAAUAAGUUAAUAUUCUGAUAAUAAAGGACCAGUUUCUAGACAAAGUCCCUGGUGAAAAAGUCGUAAACAAUGCCUAUUUUCAGUUCCUUGCUAAAAAUAUGCAUUGCGACUAAUAUUGAAUUGAUAAACCUUGUACAAAAUCUUACCAUGGUGUAUUUUAUGAAACUGUGUUAGACAAUUUGUGCUUAUAGGAAAACAAUUUUAUAGACUAGGUUUGUUUAGAUCAAGGGGACAGAGCUAAUUCCCUUUCUCACUUGGGCAAAAGCUCAACACCCUAACCAAAACGAUGUAUUUACGUAGUAAGGCAUUAGGAAAUUAAAAUAGUCAGAAAAGCAGAAAACUUAAGAAUCUAGACUGUUGCAAUAAUUGCAACAGAUGUAUUUUCAAGCGAAGGGUACAAAAACAAAUCCCUGAUUCUACAGGGGAUUUCCACAUUAAUUGUUACAACAUGACAGUGGAUAAUGGCAGGUUUAUUCUUUUCCCGGUCCCCAACCUGCAGGGUUUUGAAUAUGAGACAGUCUUGAAAAAAAAAGACAUCAAUGUAAUCAAAAUUUAUCUUGAAAAUAGGAUAGUAUAAAUAAAAUUUAAAAAAAUUAACCCACUGAUGUUUUAAAAAAAACACUAUAUAAUCUUAUUUGCAACAUAAAUUUGAUAAAAAAUGACUAUUUUUCCCCCCAAGAUGUACAAUAUGCAUAUAAAAAAUUCUAAAUUUAAAAUUUACUGAAAAACAAUGGCAUUAGAAUUUAGAUGAAUUAUUAUUAAUUUACAAAAAAUAAUAUGUAGCUUAUUUUCAAUUUAUAAGGAUACUUUAUCACCAAGAUUGAAUUUGAAUCUGUGUCUCUUUGAAUGUAAAUAAGCACUACAAAUGUGAUAUAUAGUGAACCGCAGGUAACCAGCUUUUUCUUCGGGCAAGGAUGAUGCCGAUUCUCAGCAACCCUCAAUCACGUCAACAGCUUGUGUGGUCAGAAGAGGCUUUACAGUAAAGUAUGAAAGGAGCGGUAACACAACUUUAUUUUCACCGCUGGAAUGCACACCACCCUAGAUAAUGAUCGUGAGGAGAGAUUGUGUUGUAAUUAUACAGAGUAUGAUCAGUCUAUCCCUUUUCUCCUGAACCAGCCUUUAGUCAGGACGCUUAACACAACAGAUAUCCUGGAUUAUUUCCUGAAAAAAUUGUGAAGAAGAAUUUUCGUGACAGUAACACCAUCAAGUGACAAAUGCUUGGAUGACAUCACUGUUAAGGCAAUAGUAUUUGAAACCUGAGUUAAAAUAUCCCUAAGCUAUGGGGAAAGGUACCUGAUCAUAGAUAUACUACCACAUAUAUCUGAUCUUUCCUUGACCUAGAAUUAUGGAAGUCUGUAUUUGAUCAAUUACCAACUUCACUAACAAAUUCGAAGAAGAAAAUGAAAAAAAAAAUCAAAGAUUAAAAAAUAAAAUCUAUUGGUAGUAUCAGGAGGGGGAAAAACGUUUUUUAUUGUAAAUGAGGAACAUCCAAAGAAAAGGUGUGAAAAAAAAUCCAGAUAAGCGUGAAAUUAUUUCACACGGAGUGAGGCAUCAGAUCGAAUGUGUUGUUAUGUAUAUUUCCAUGGGAAAAUACCGUUCAUUGUGUGCACAUUUCUGUGCUAAUUCCUGAAGGUCUUCACAUUUCUGGGAAUGUAGAUCCAGAUUGACCUUACAGCCGGUUGGGUACCGGUUACAACUUCCUACUACAAGUUCCAACAAGGAUUCGUCUCAGUUUGAUCGAGUGACUUAUUAUAAAUAUGAAGCUGUCAUUGAUAAUGACAAUGUUUAAACAGCUUAUGUCUAAUAUUAUAUGUUCCAUAAAUAUUGCUCUGAGCUUUUCCGGGAUACCUACAAACUGCAGUUUGCAACUGCGGUUUGAUGUUAUGAAUAUAUAUUGUAUAAAUAAAUACAUUGUAUUUUGCAA
Messenger RNA from Mizuhopecten yessoensis (Yesso scallop), 6831 nucleotides. RefSeq names its product serine/threonine-protein kinase TBK1-like. NCBI's taxonomy places the organism in Eukaryota, Metazoa, Mollusca, Bivalvia, Pectinida, Pectinidae. Gene Ontology annotation, biological process: peptidyl-serine phosphorylation. Gene Ontology annotation, cellular component: cytoplasm. The record is from RefSeq and is a predicted model, not a curated record. The transcript has 21 exons. Gene Ontology annotation, molecular function: protein serine/threonine kinase activity; ATP binding. Bases 340 to 2784 code for a protein of 814 amino acids.